UCUUCCCACACACAAGUAGGGGCGCUCUUCUAAGAUUCCACAACAAACCAAAACAUUUUUGUUGUCUGCACAAAAAUUAGAGUCCACAAUGCUGAAAGCAAAGAUUUUAAUGUUAGGGCCAUGUCAGAGUGGUAAGACCGUGUUAAGUAAUUUUUUAAGUGAUUCUACUGAUUCUGCUGGUGGCGAUUAUCAACCAACGCAGGGUGUCAGAAUUUUAGAAUUCGAAGUUCCAUCAUCUGAUGUGAAGUCGCGGACAAGUGUUGAAGUUGAAUUGUGGGAUGUUAGCGGUGAUAAAAAGUUUGAGACAUGUUGGCCAGCAAUAGCUCGAGAUGUUAAUGGUAUAGUAUUUGUAUAUAAUCCAGAUCAGUCCAAUCAUGAUAAAGAAUUAGAAUAUUUAUUUACUUAUUUCGCGGAACAAGGAGCAUUGAAAGAGAAUCAGUGUAUUGUAUUUUCUCAUGUUAAACCUCGAUCUACUGGAGAUAUACAAUCAGAAUUACCUGAUGAGGAAACAGCAAGUAGUUUUAGCAGGAUAACGACAGUACAGACAAAUUUAGAUGAAGAUGGUGAGGCUGUUCGUGACGCAUUUAAUAAAUUCCUGGCAACUCUGGUCACAGCUCUCUCUGAUAAACGGGAGGAGGAAGAACUAAGCAUCAUUAAUCAAAGAUAGGCAUAGGAGAAAUAAAAUAAAUUAUUGUUAGUUUCUGAUGUAAAUUUAUGUUUUAUAUUUGAAGAUUUGAAGAGUCCAGAGGAAGAACGAUCUAAGUCACAUUUUUGUCUUUUCGCAUAAAAGGCAAAACAGAUUUUUGGACGAGAAUGCUUGACGCGAACAGAACAACGAGUGGGUUUAAUUACAACUUCAAAAUGAUGUUUAAUACGAAUCAUAAUUACCAGUACAACAACUGACUUUCACUUUUCAGCCAAAUUAAGAUCAAAUAAAGGGUACGAUGGACUUGUAUUUGUCCGGGAGGCCAUUUCACAAGGACCUUGGUUCGAUGUGACUCUGAUCGUUUUUACCUGAAAUUGAUUUGUUCCACAGAAAGCUUAUACAAUUUGCUACCAGAUGGCGCCAUUAACUGGGAUACGUUGAAAAAGUGACUUAGAUCGUUCUUCCCCAGAGCUCUUCAUUUAUGAGAUGUGAAAGCUGUGGUCGUAUAUUGUCCUCACCUCUGUCUGAUCGCUGCCCGUUUAUCCGUUCCAUUCCGUUCGUCGUCCACAUGGCUUUAGGGGCAAAACGAAAAGAUAGGUGAAUAGAUGAAAUAAAAUAACUGAUUGUUAGGUUUUGAUGUAAUGUGAUGUAUUAUAUUUAUUAAUGAAAUGCUGUAUUGUCGUCACCUGUACAUACGCUACCUGCUUCACUGUACAAUCUGAUUAAAAUACACAUCUAUAUUUUGUUUCGUUUUUGUAUACUUUCGACGGCCUACACCACAUGAAGAUUUGACCAGUUGUACUGGGAGGUUGCGCCAGGAGAUACGAGUGGCUUUUGACCCUAUGACGUCAGAUAUAAGUUUCUAGGUGUUUACCCACAGUUCCGUGCAUAAAAAGGCCAAGAACAGACCGUUUCAUUGGCUAAUUCCUCACAUCAGAAGGCCUGUUAUAUAACAACUCUUCCAGAUCCUAGUUUUGUGAAGACAAGUAAAACGAAAUAUUGAACUAUAAAAAAAGAAACGAAAUAGGACCCGUGUUUUAAUCAGAUUGGACUAGUUCGUCAUGCACUAUUGCUCCAGAGGCUAAAUUUAUUUACUUAUAUGCAAAUCACAUUUUAUUGAAUGUCCGUCCAUUAUUUUUGACUUUGUAAUUGUUUGUAUUGAUAUCAGUUUAACAUAAUGAACUCAUUUGACAAAAGUAUACAAUACAUAGACAAUAUCACCCAGUUCAUAUACUGUACUGCAUGUAUAGUAGACAAUAUCAUCCAGUUGUAAUCCGUCCUGACAUUAUUGUGUCACAUUGUUAAUUAUCAUUUUAUAUAAUUAAAAUAUUCCAUGUAUAUA
Patella vulgata (common limpet) is the source of this 1988-nucleotide messenger RNA. Its product is annotated as intraflagellar transport protein 22 homolog. Gene Ontology annotation, biological process: intracellular protein transport. Lineage: Eukaryota; Metazoa; Mollusca; Gastropoda; Patellidae. Gene Ontology annotation, molecular function: GTPase activity. Gene Ontology annotation, cellular component: endomembrane system. The record is from RefSeq and is a predicted model, not a curated record. The transcript has 7 exons. Bases 89 to 667 code for a protein of 192 amino acids.